Messenger RNA from Gorilla gorilla gorilla (western lowland gorilla), 1860 nucleotides. RefSeq names its product armadillo like helical domain containing 1 (gene ARMH1). Lineage: Eukaryota; Metazoa; Chordata; Mammalia; Primates; Hominidae. The record is from RefSeq and is a predicted model, not a curated record. The coding region runs from base 274 to 1680 and encodes 468 amino acids. The transcript is spliced from 13 exons.
CUGGGAAUGGGCAGGGUCACUCGUCCGAACAGAGUCCUAUCCUACGCGGCGGAAGCGUGUGCCCUUUGACUUGCAUCGUCUACCUACCUCUGCCAUCCUCUACCAGCCGCAACUGCGAGGGCUGGAGGUUGGUCCGCAGUCAUUCACCUGGUUCUUAAGGCCAGCUAGAUUUCGUGGUUAUCUCCAUCCUGGAGGCUGCGUGGACGCCCUUCUGGAAGCACACAUCCCAUGUCCUCUGGGGAGUAGUAGAGCCAACUUCAGGACUGAUUGAUCAUGACUUCUAUAAAGGAGCAGGCAGCAAUUAGCAGGCUCUUAAGUUUUUUACAGGAGUGGGACAACGCUGGCAAAGUCGCAAGGAGUCACAUCCUCGACAAGUUCAUUGAAACCAACCAAGGCAAGACUGCCCCUGAACUGGAGCAGGAGUUUUCCCAGGGAGCCAGUUUGUUCCUGGUACGCUUGACCACCUCACUUAGAAUCACCUAUAUGACUAACUCAUGUUUAGAAAAGCUUCUCAGGUCCAUUGGCAUCUUCUUAUCAGCUGUAAGCAGUAAUCGGUACCUUAUAGAAUUUCUUGAGGUUGGAGGUGUCCUAACACUCUUGGAAAUACUUGGGCUAGAGAAGAUCAAGGAGGAGGCCAAGAAGGAAUCUGUCAAACUACUUCAGGUUAUUGCGAACUCUGGCAGGACAUACAAGGAGCUCAUUUGUGAAAGCUAUGGUGUACGAUCCAUAGCAGAAUUUUUGGCAAAGUCUAAGUCAGAAGAGACCCAGGAGGAAGUGCAGGUUCUGUUGGAUUCUUUGGUCCACGGCAAUCCCAAGUACCAAAAUCAAGUGUAUAAAGGUCUAAUAGCUUUGCUGCCCUGCGAGUCCCCAAAAGCCCAGCAGCUGUCCCUGCAGACUCUCAGGACUGCCCAGCCAAUCAUUGGGACCACACACCCCAGCAUCGUGGACUGCGUGCUGAAGGUGCUGGGCACGAUGCACCUGGAAGUCCAGUAUGAAGGGUUCUUUGCUUCCUCGGUGGCGGAGGGGCCUGGGGCCUCUCUCCAGCACCUCUGCCCUUCCGCAGCCAUCGAGUUGAUCAAGGACCUGGUCGGUUACGAUGUGCGCCAGGCGCUGCUCAAGGGCCUCGUGGCACUGCUGAUACCGUCGGUCAAGGAGACCUCCAAACUGCAGGCCAAGAUCCUCAGUGACCCCUCGGUUCUCCAGCUCACCCCCAGCCUGCCGAUGUUUUUGCAGCAGGCCGCGGCCGCCAAGGCCAUCGGCCCGAACCCCCGGCCCAGGGUCCUGGCGCGCAACGACAUGAGCAUCGCCGAGGAGCUGCUGUACCUGCGCGUGGUGCGUGGCCUAAUGGCCGCCAUGGGCAACACGGACCACAGCAACAGCCAGCGGCUGGCCAGCCUCACGCUGGAGUGCUUCGUGCAGAUGUUCCCCUUGGUGGCGGAGCACGUGCGCAAGUGCAUGGGGGAGGAACUCUACCAGCUCUUCCUGAGCAACGCUGAGGACUUGUACAUGAAAAUAGACAGCAUUCAGGCGGACAUCUUGGCGGCCAACACAGUCAAUGUUACCAAAGCCCUGUGCCUCUAUGGCAGCUCCUACAGCAUGAACACUCUCUAUGGUUCGCGUGAUUCGGCUCAGAUGGCCUACCUAACACACUUCGAGGAGGAUGUAGAAUCAAAGGAGUAACAGCCCCUGUGGCAAACCAGGAAGGCCAAGGCUGCGGGGCAGGGAAGCCUGGCAAGAGGAGGCGCCUGGGGUCAAGCUCAGAGCCACUCCACUUGGCUCCAGGGGGGAGACGGGGAUUAGGCACCCCAGAGGGGCAGAGGGAGAGCCGCUGGCUAAGAGUCAAUAAACAGCCUUGAUACC